CAUCAUUCCACAGUCGGCGGCGAAAGGGACCUCGGCCGCGCAGCCUGGGGCGGCGCCGAGCCCCGCAGCGGGGGGCCCACCCGGCCAUGGGUGAUCGCCGGGCGGCGCGCAGCUGCCGGGAUCCCUCAGGCCGGCAGCUCCCCAUGGGCAGCAGCAGGGCCUGCGUAGGCCUCCCGCUGUCGGUACUGGCGGAGAGAGGCCGCGCUGGCUGCCCGCCCCGCGCGCGCCCGGCCAAGGCGGAACCUUUGUGCGGGGCUGCCUGCUGUAGGGCCGGGGGAGGGAGUUAACAGGCACUCGCCGCCGGGGCCGGCUACUUGCUUCCUUCCUUCCUGCUGGCGCGCGCUGCCUGUGACCCGCCGCCUGGCUCGGGUAUUAAAUCAAAAUGGUUCAUGCUGAAGCCUUUUCUCGCCCCCUGAGUCGGAAUGAAGUUGUUGGUUUAAUUUUCCGUUUGACGAUAUUUGGUGCGGUAACUUAUUUUACCAUUAAAUGGAUGGUAGAUGCAAUUGAUCCAACCAGGAAGCAAAAAGUGGAAGCUCAGAAACAGGCAGAAAAACUAAUGAAGCAGAUUGGGGUGAAAAAUGUCAAGCUUACUGAAUAUGAAAUGAGCAUUGCCGCACAUCUAGUAGACCCUCUUAGCAUGCAUGUAACCUGGAGUGAUAUUGCAGGUUUAGAUGAUGUCAUUACAGAUCUGAAGGACACAGUCAUUUUACCUAUCAAGAAGAAACAUUUGUUUGAGAAUUCCAGACUCUUGCAGCCACCAAAAGGAGUACUUCUCUAUGGCCCUCCAGGUUGUGGUAAAACUCUGAUUGCCAAAGCUACAGCAAAGGAAGCAGGUUGUCGAUUUAUUAAUCUCCAGCCUUCAACAUUGACUGAUAAAUGGUAUGGGGAGUCUCAGAAACUGGCUGCUGCGGUCUUCUCCCUUGCUAUAAAACUCCAACCUUCCAUCAUUUUUAUCGAUGAAAUAGAUUCCUUUCUACGAAGCCGUUCAAGUUCUGAUCAUGAAGCUACAGCUAUGAUGAAAGCUCAGUUCAUGAGUCUGUGGGAUGGUCUGGACACUGACUAUAGUUGCCAAGUGAUAGUGAUGGGAGCUACCAAUCGCCCUCAGGAUCUUGACUCUGCCAUUAUGAGAAGAAUGCCUACGAGGUUUCACAUUAACCAACCAGCUCUGAAACAGAGAGAGGCGAUUUUGAAACUGAUUUUGAAAAAUGAAAAUGUGGAUAGGCACGUGGACCUCUUGCAAAUUGCUAAAGAAACAGAUGGGUUUUCAGGAAGUGAUUUGAAAGAAAUGUGUCGUGAUGCAGCACUCCUGUGCGUCAGGGAAUAUGUUAAUUCUACAUGUGAAGAAAGCCAUGAUGAAGAUGAAAUUCGGCCAGUGCAACAGCAGGAUCUGCACAGGGCAAUUGAGAAGAUGAGGAAGUCAAAAGAUGCAACACUUCAGAAUGUUUUGAUGCAUGUUAGUUUAGACUAAGACUAAACAGUGUGUUUGCAGUUUCUGAUGUGGCCUAAUUUGACUUGCGCUGUAAUCAGUUAGUUAAAAAAGGAAUGUGGGGGGAGGGAAAUCCCUUCAAUAAGGGAGUUAAAUGUUUCAUUUCUAGAGGGUUUUUAUACACUGAAUUCUAAAUUAUUGAAAGCUGUAGUCUUACAGAAAUAGAUGUGGUCCACAGUUCAUGAAGUGGAACAAUAUAGUCCAGUCCAAGAGUGAAUGCUUGUGUUUUGUCCAAUUACCAAUACGUUGUAGUGGCUUUAAAGUAGGUUCUAAUGUGAUGCACGUUUUUUGGGGGGAAGGGGAAAAUGAUUGAAUACCAGUUCAUGUAUAUAUGUAUGAACGUGUGUGUGUUUAUAUUAAAUGUAUAUAUCCACACAUUUUUUAUAUAUAGACAUAAUCUGUAGAUAAGUUGAAUAUGGAAACUUUUUUUACUUAAUUACUGAAUGAAAUUAAAUCAGAAGAUGUAUAGAUUAAAAGACUGCUGAAUUCAAUGCAUAUUUACCUUUUUUUCUUUUAGCAACUUAUACAAAAGGCAGAAAUUCUGUUUGAAUUGAGAUUUUAUUUUACAACUUUGAAGUAGUGGUGACUUUCACAUUGAUGUUUGACGUCUACAUGCAGUAGAGGUAGCAAACUAAUGCAUAAGUGUUUGAAUAUUUUUCAUUUUAUAAAAAAUCCUGCUAUUAGGCUCUCUUGUUUUAAAUGCUGUUUUUACAUUUUUCCUCUCUGAGUUGAGUAAAUACCCUUGCAAACUGGUCUUUCAUUAAACCCUCCAUGUUAUAAUUCCCUAAAAAA
Molecule: messenger RNA, 2278 nt
Organism: Trachemys scripta elegans
Lineage: Eukaryota; Metazoa; Chordata; Testudines; Emydidae
Gene: ATAD1
Product: ATPase family AAA domain containing 1
Exons: 10
Coding region: 383-1468 (361 amino acids)
Cellular component (GO): mitochondrial outer membrane
Molecular function (GO): ATP hydrolysis activity; ATP binding
Source: RefSeq, a predicted model, not a curated record